AUGAAUCCAAACAAUUUUACGAAUUUACAGAUACAACAACUUCUCCAACAACAAAACAAUAUGCCAAACAUGAAUAACUCGUUCCUACUUUCUGGAAACAAUGGAGGAAUGAUGGCCCCCAAUAAUAAUGUUCCCAUGGGAUUUACACCGGGACAAGUUGGGAUGAUGAAUUUUGCCAACAAUCAGAACAUGAUGUCAACAGCACUGCCCAAUGGAGGAAGUAUAGGCAAUGCAGGGAAUAUGGUUCUCAACCGAGCCAGUACGCCUACUUCAACAUCAACAACAACCACCACCACAAGCGUCAUGCAAAAUCCAACACAACCCACAAACAUCAACAUGGGAAUGCAAGGAAACGGAAUACUGCCUUUACUGCUAAUGCAAAACCCUGGUCUAGUACAAUUGUUAAACCUUCUAAGCCAAAAUGGCAUUCAGCCAACCCCACAAUUAUUACAAACUCUUCUGACACAACCGAAUUUAAAUCUUGGUAUGCUUCAAGCAAGUUUAAACCCAUCGAUGAUGGCAGCAAAUAAUGGAGGAAUGAUGAACAAUGUUAAUAUGAACACUAUGCAACAACCUCAGACAACCACCCAACCUAUUAUUAAUAAUGCAACAAUGCAGGCAAUGAAUAACCUUACUGCUAAAACCAUGCUGCCAAACACAGUACCACCCCAUGUAACCAUCCAAAACCAACCCGGAACUACUCUUCACAGAUCUACACCUACGUCAUCCAUAACUGGUGCCUCCACUCCUCCUCCAAAUCUCUUGCUUCAAAAUGGAACUCCUGUUAUUUCAAACAUUCCUUCCUCCACGUCCAAUUUUAAUAACCAAAAUAUUUCCUCGACCGUUCAUCCUAAUAUACCAUCAUCAAGUACUAUUUUAACAAGCAAUGUAAAUAACCCAUUACGACCAACUACCAUCAAGACUGAGCAGCAACCUGUAACUAAGAUUGAAGCAUUAUCGAACGUUCCAACAGGAAAUUCAUUUGUAGUUUUGAAUAACAUGAUACAAAAUAAUCCUGCCAUGAUCGGAAAAAACACCACGAAUAUUGACAACACUUCAAUGAUGAUUAAUUCAACGUCACAAAUCAAAGAUAAGAGAAAGCUUGCCCUCGAGCCAGAUUACAGAACUCCGUUUCGUUCACUGGAAGAUUGUGCCACUAGGCUGGAGCCUUUUAAAGAAGUCUUUCAUUAUUCCAUAAAGAAAGAUCCUAGUUGGGAAGAUAAGAUCAAGUCUGUGGCGGAAAGAUUUUCGAAAUCUGCCAACAUUGCUGACAAACAUGUUCACGAAAUCUCCAAACGAGAACUAGAGAGGGCUUAUGGUCCAGAAGAGGACAUUUUCUUCCUGAGGAGGAUUAAAGAGCUUGAGGAAAAGCUUUGGGAAAGCGAGAAAGAAGAAAUAAUAAGAAAAAGAGAAGAGGAAAAAAAGAAAUCAUCCACAUCCACAAAUGGAGGAGCAAAUACUGUGGUCAUGUCAUCAGGUGAUGUUGAAGACACCAACUUGGAUAACAUAUUCCCUGAGUUAAAUGCUGCAAAUACAAAUAAUAUGGUGCAUCUAAAUCCAUCUCAACCAAUGAAUGGAGUUACUUACAACAAUCAAAUGGGUGAUGAUUUGGACUUUGAUAAGAUUUUCUCUGAUGAAGAUAAUUCUGGAACGACACUUAUAGAUUCCAUGUACACGGGGCAAAACUCAGCUCAGAGUCCUUACAAUAAUGGCCAAUCUUAUUCCAUGACAAACCAAGGAGGUUUUGACGAUAAUGAGUUUUUUUAA
This is a messenger RNA of Naegleria fowleri, 1767 nucleotides long. RefSeq lists its product as uncharacterized. The transcript has a single exon. Lineage: Eukaryota; Heterolobosea; Eutetramitea; Acrasida; Naegleriidae. The coding region runs from base 1 to 1767 and encodes 588 amino acids. The record is from RefSeq and is a predicted model, not a curated record.